Molecule: messenger RNA, 633 nt
Organism: Candida tropicalis MYA-3404
Lineage: Eukaryota; Fungi; Ascomycota; Pichiomycetes; Serinales; Debaryomycetaceae
Exons: 1
Coding region: 1-633 (210 amino acids)
Source: RefSeq, a predicted model, not a curated record
AUGACAGAAACCAAUCCAUUGAGAGAAAGACUUGGUGCAACCAAGUUUGACCAAGCAGUUCAAUUCUACGAAGCUGAUCAGAAACUAACACCCGAAGACCGUGUACAAUUAAGAGAUGAUAUAAAACAAGUGUUGGUAACAGAGAACAUCUAUUCAUACUCCGCGGGAAUUGCUGCGUUCAUAAUGCCUACAAUCUACUUUAGGUUCUUCAACAAGGCUGCACUCAAUCCUAGAUCGUUUAUUCAGAAACCAUUGUUAUCUGUUGGAUUGGGAAUGGCAAAUCUGUAUAUGAUGUUUCAGAUAUACGCCAAGAACUUGUAUAAAGAGAAACUUGAUCUGAACUUACCAGAAAGUCAGAUGAAUAUAUGGAAGACCAUGGAUAGAAACCUGUUGGGGAUUUAUUUGCUUUACUAUGCCAAGUCGUCCCAGGAUCCAUUAGAAAGAGUGCCAGAUCCACGAAGUUUCACGGCUGACCAAGUUAGGUUUGAUCCUGAAAAGUACAAACGAGCCGAAGGACCAGACCAUGUAUUGACGACAUGGGAUAGGAUACGUCUUAAUAAUGGUCUUGAUAUCACUGCUACUACUGAAGAACCCAAGUCAGGUAGUGCUUGGGAUGAAAUAAGAAAGAAGUAA